Lycium barbarum (goji berry) is the source of this 1153-nucleotide messenger RNA. RefSeq lists its product as uncharacterized. The record is from RefSeq and is a predicted model, not a curated record. Bases 129 to 902 code for a protein of 257 amino acids. NCBI's taxonomy places the organism in Eukaryota, Viridiplantae, Streptophyta, Magnoliopsida, Solanales, Solanaceae. The transcript is spliced from 3 exons.
UGACAAAGUCUUUUGUACCCUAUAAUACAUAUAGCCAUUAAUACUGCUUCUUGAACUCCAAACAAAUUAGAGGUAAUUUGCAUACUUUAAUCCAAAUUUUAAGCCAUUCUUGAAUUCAAAUUAGAGCCAUGAAACAAGAUCAUCUUCAUACUUUAGACCCUUUUGUUGAAUCAAAAAGUGUUUACAAUCAGCAAAGCAAAUUAUCAACCACACUUUUACCAUGCAACGAACAAAGACAAGAAGAGAGUGCUGAUAUAGAGUUCCAAACUUGUGAAGAUAUAACAAAUGAUUAUUUUCCUUGUUCUCCACCUCUAUGGACUCAAAGGCCAUUAGGAGUCGCCAAAAAUCAAGCUUCUACCUUACCAUGCUAUGACUAUUUUGGCAAUCCUUUUCCAGGAUCAAGAUUACAAGUGAUCAAGAAUGGUAGGAGGCACCUCAUGGAGAUGAUUCAGGACUUGCCAGAAUCAUCUUUUGAGCUGUCAUUGAAAGAUAUUGUUGAUGAUCAACAAAGCACAGAAGAGAGUAAACAGGCUACAACAGUAAAAGGGAGCGAUCAAAAAGUUAGAAUGCCACAACAGAGAAAAACUUUGAAGAGGAGUCAAAUAUCAAGAAGUGAAAGCAUGGAAAGUGGGGUUUUCCUACUGAAAAUGUUCCUCCCAGCUUCUAUAGGUAGCAAGAAGAAACUAAAGCCAAGGAACUGCUCAAAAGUUUCUUCAAAAACAUCGGUUGAUGAAUCAGAGAAAUCUGUGAAUAGGGACUGGUGGAGGAUUAUAUAUGUAGUUCUUAAAGAUAAUAAGUAUAGCAGAAGCAUCAAGAAAAGCAUGAGUGCCAAUAGCAGCAGCAAAAGCAGGCUGGUUGAAAGCAACUGCAAAGAGAGAAAACAGAGAGGGUGCUUCUUUUAGUUUAGCAGAAAAAAGAACAAAUAGAAUAAACAGCAAAUACUGCCAGGAUGUAGAAAAAUAAAGUUGCAAAUAUGUGAAGUUUCUGCAUGUAAUACUCCAGCACAAGCUUUUUUAUGUAACUGCGGUCUUGUAUAUCAUUUACAAUCAUAGUUACAAUGAGGUUUUAGGCUAAAGAAAUCCAGAUAUGAUAAUGCAAAUGAUGCCUACAGGAAAUGAAUUCACAGCAUUUGCAAUAAUCUUUUAUCAAUAAA